Molecule: messenger RNA, 561 nt
Organism: Colletotrichum fioriniae
Lineage: Eukaryota; Fungi; Ascomycota; Sordariomycetes; Glomerellales; Glomerellaceae
Source: RefSeq, a predicted model, not a curated record
AUGCCCUCACAUCACGGCGGUCACGGCGGUGGCGGUCCGGCUGUCGCCGAGGUAGUCAAGGACCGCGCCUCCGUCGUCGUCAACGAGGUCUCCCGCGGGCCCGUCAACAACGAGAUCAUCGUCGCAAACAGAGAACGAGACGUGGCUGUCGUGCCGGCCGGGGCGCAGGUCAUCAACGAGGUCACCACCACGGAGGUCUUCCCCGGUCGUCCGGGGUUCGGGUACGGAUAUGGGCCUGGGCCGGCGGGGUAUCAACUCUGCACGCAGUGUCGGCGCUACUGGCACAACUCCUUCACAGAGACAGUCUGCUACCGCUGCCGCUCGUCCUACGGCUACCGAGACCGCUUCGACGACCGGUUCAGCUACCGAUCCGGGUACAGCGGCUCGAGCUACGGCUAUGGGUCGGAGCGGUGCGUCUAUUGCGAGCGGCUGCGGUUCGAAGGGCCCGGAUACCACCAUGGCGGCGUGAGCAUCUGCCGGGACCGGUACGGCCGGCCUGCUCUGUGCAGACCGAGGCGGGUUUUGGUUGAGAAGAAGACUGUGAAGAAGUAUUACUACUAA